UUGUUUAGGCACCGCGACAAAACGCUGGCCGCCGGUAACGUGCAGCGAUAAAGAUGCGGAUUAAUAGUUGAACGUCAAACAGCACGGAUUAGUAAUUACUGUACUAGGAUAAUUUUCCAAUCUAUACCAAUAUCUUUUUAUUCAUGAUGCUGGGCAAUAGGUCUCGAUGAAUGAUUUUAGAAACUUUUAGAAUGAACUCAUUGCGAUUGCACGUGACACUUAGGAGAGGUUAUAACAGCCCAAAUUGUUACAAAUAUUGUACACAAACUAAACAUGAUUUCCCCACUACGUACAAUUGUAAAGAUGUGGAAAGCAAAUGGUACGAUAUCUGGGAGAAGAAUAAAUAUUUCUCGACAAAACAUAGCGAUAAAACUUCAUUCACAAUUAUAUUACCACCACCCAAUGUAACGGGUACAUUACAUCUGGGACAUUCACUGACUGCAGUAAUACAAGAUUCGCUGGCAAGAUGGUACAGAAUGAGAGGCCAUCCAGUUGUGUGGGUACCGGGACUGGAUCAUGCAGGAAUAGCUACGCAGGUGGUUGUCGAAAAGCAAUUAAAAAAAAGUAAGGGAUUAUCUCGGCAUGACCUUGGGAAGGAAGAAUUUUUAUCGCAUGUCGAGAGUUGGAAAAAUGAAAAAGAGGAUGUAAUAUACAAGCAAUUGAAAUCAUUUGGAGCUAGUCUGGAUUGGUCCAGAAAAUUUUUCACCAAGGACGAGAGAUGUAGCAACGCUGUAACAGAAGCAUUUGUUCAAUUGGCUGAACGAAACUUAGUUUAUAGAGAUAAGUCUAUAGUCAACUGGUCUCCAACUCUUCGCAGUGCUAUAUCUGAUAUCGAAGUUGAUUAUAUUCCGGUUACAGGAAAAACUGAAAUAGAAAUUCCUGGUUAUGAGAAAAAAAUCACGUUCGGACAAAUUACUGAAUUCUCUUACAAGCUUCAAAAUUCUGACGAAGUCCUGACUGUAGCAUCUACGCGACCUGAGACCAUGUUAGGAGAUGUAGCGGUGGCUGUACAUCCAGAGGAUGAAAGAUAUUCUCGAUACAUUGGUUCUCAGGUGUGGCAUCCAUUUAGAAAAACUUAUAUUCCUAUAAUUGCAGACCGAUUUGUAAACAUGACUUUUGGCACAGGUGCGGUAAAAAUUACUCCAGCACAUGAUCCAGCUGAUUUAGAAGUUGCUAAAAGACACAAUUUAGAAAUAAUCGAUGUUAUCGAUGAGAAGGGUAACAUAAUAUCGAAAACUGAACUAUUUCAGGGAGUUCCAAGAUUCUUGGUACGUGAACUAAUUUUGACGCAUUUGGCUAAUGAUAAUGCUUUAGGAGAAAUUAAAGAUCAUAACAUGGUAGUACCAAAAUGUUCUCGGUCAGGUGAUGUUAUAGAGCAUCUACUUAAGGAGCAGUGGUUUAUUAAAUGUAAAAGCAUGUCUGCUCUUGCGUUAGAAGCUGUUAAAAAUGGCACCCUAAAGAUUGAUCCAUCUGUACAUGAACGGACAUGGUACAAUUGGCUUGAAAACAUCAAAGACUGGUGUGUAUCAAGACAAUUGUGGUGGGGACAUCGCAUUCCAGCGUAUCUUUGCAGUAACGGUUCAGAAUCUACUUGGAUUAUUGCACGAACUGAAAAUGAAGCUCUGGUCAAAGCUCGAAACAAAUUUGGCAAUGAGGUGACGAUUAAACAGGAUGAGGAUGUUUUAGACACAUGGUUUUCAUCGGCGCUUCUACCCUUUACUGUAAUGGGUUGGCCCAAUCAAACUGGCGAUUAUAAGAAGUUUUACCCGCUGUCAAUGCUUGAAACUGGUCAUGACAUACUUUUCUUUUGGGUAACAAGAAUGGUCAUGCUUGGUACAGAACUAACUGGUCAGUUACCUUUCAAGGAAAUACUUUUGCACGGAGUUUUGUGUGAUAACCAAGGAAAAAAGAUGUCAAAAAGUCUUGGUAAUGUCAUAACUCCGGAAAAUAUUACUCAGGGUAUAUCAUUGCAAAAUCUCAAUGAACAAGCCAAACAGAAUUAUAAAGCUGGUAUAUUUUCGCAUAAGGAGCUAGAGAGAACGGUGAAUCUGAAUAAUAAAAUGUUUCCAAAUGGAAUCCCUGAAUGUGGAAAUGAUGCAUUACGACUUACAUUAUCUUCCCUCGAAAUAAAGAGUCACUACAUAAAUUUUGACGUAAGUGAAUGCGUGACAAAUAAGCUGUUUUGUAACAAAAUCUGGCAAGCAAGUAAGUUUAUCCUUCUUGCAACGUCAAAACAUCCAUGUCUUCCUGAUGCAAAACUAAGUUCAAUCGAUAAAUGGAUACUAAGCAGACUAUCAUCGAUGGUGACAACUGUGAAUGAAGCAUUUUUACACAGAAAUCUUCACCUUGUGACGUCAAAAAUGAAAAACUUUUUUUACCGGGACUUCUGCGAUUGGUAUUUGGAAGCAACAAAGCCAGGACUGGCACAUCUAGAAGGAAAUACAGCCAGUGGACACAUACGUACUUUGAUCAAGUGUCUGGAUGUUUCUCUGAGGAUAAUUGCACCGAUCACACCUUAUCUGGCUGAUGAAUUAUAUUCACUACUGUCUCAGCGCAUAGACACAUUGCCAACUUUGAAGUCACUCAUGCAAACAACUUAUCCCACAUCGGAAGAGUUUCAAGAAUUUAGAGAUGAGGUUCUAGAAGAAAAUAUUGGAAACGUUUGGAAAGUCGUAUCAACGAUAAGAAGUCUUAUCUCUACGAGUAAUAUAAAGUCGAAUACGAGUGAAGCACACGUCGUGCUUAGUGCAGAAGAUAAUAUGGAUUUGUUUAUUGAAAAUUCAAGCGUUAUUGCCGCGUUAAGUAGAGUUCAGGGAGUGAAAGUAGCACUUGAAAAUAAUUACGAUAAAAUGGAGAAUUGUAUAUCUGAUACAGUUGGGAGUCAUGCUGUGAUAUAUCUUUCAAUUAAGGAUCCAAAGCAAGCAGAACAAAUUCAAGACAGGAUUAAAAGAAAGGUCUCCGCGUUAGAGGGGCAAAUGAACCGAUUGUUACAAUUGACUUCAGCACCUGGUUAUAUUGCCAAGGCACCUGUGGAUGUACAGAGCAAGCAUUUGCAAAAGAAAGACAGAAUACGGCAAGAGUUGGAAAAACUCAAGCAAAUGAGAGCAAACAGUGCAUGACCAAAAAGAUUAUUGAGUCUAGCUUGCAAUGUAUGAGAUUUGGUACGCUGUGUGUAGGUAAUUCAACACAUGAGAAUAC
This is a messenger RNA of Neodiprion fabricii, 3198 nucleotides long. It is a transcript of the gene ValRS-m, whose product is annotated as valine--tRNA ligase-like. The transcript has 17 exons. Gene Ontology annotation, cellular component: cytosol. NCBI's taxonomy places the organism in Eukaryota, Metazoa, Arthropoda, Insecta, Hymenoptera, Diprionidae. The record is from RefSeq and is a predicted model, not a curated record. Gene Ontology annotation, biological process: valyl-tRNA aminoacylation. Gene Ontology annotation, molecular function: ATP binding; valine-tRNA ligase activity; aminoacyl-tRNA deacylase activity. The coding region runs from base 171 to 3119 and encodes 982 amino acids.